Salarias fasciatus (jewelled blenny) is the source of this 1258-nucleotide messenger RNA. It is a transcript of the gene oprd1a, whose product is annotated as opioid receptor, delta 1a. Gene Ontology annotation, molecular function: neuropeptide binding; G protein-coupled enkephalin receptor activity. Gene Ontology annotation, biological process: neuropeptide signaling pathway; G protein-coupled opioid receptor signaling pathway. The transcript is spliced from 3 exons. Gene Ontology annotation, cellular component: neuron projection; plasma membrane. NCBI's taxonomy places the organism in Eukaryota, Metazoa, Chordata, Actinopteri, Blenniiformes, Blenniidae. The coding region runs from base 13 to 1152 and encodes 379 amino acids. The record is from RefSeq and is a predicted model, not a curated record.
CGCAGACGCAGCAUGGAGCCGUACACGGUCCCCGGAGCGCAGAUCUCCCUGUCAGACCUUUACUCGGUCAUCCCCUUCAACGUGACCUUCCCGGACGAGGAGAGCGUCCUGAUGGGCGACAGGACGCAGAAUUUCACCGGGCGACGCAGCCCGGCCAAGUGCGCCGGGGAUAUAAUCGUGGCCAUCUCCAUCACGGCGCUUUACUCCGUCAUCUGUGUGGUGGGACUUCUGGGCAACAUCCUCGUCAUGUACGGGGUUGUCAGAUACACCAAGAUGAAGACGGCCACGAACAUCUACAUCUUCAACUUGGCUCUGGCCGACGCCCUGGCCACGAGCACGCUGCCCUUCCAGAGCGCCAAGUGCCUGAUGAACACGUGGCCGUUCGGCGAGGUCCUCUGCAAGCUCAUCAUCGCCAUCGACUACUACAACAUGUUCACCAGCAUCUUCACCCUGACCAUGAUGAGCGUCGACCGAUACAUAGCCGUGUGCCACCCGGUCAGGGCACUGGAGUUUCGGACGCCGGCGAAGGCCAAGCUGAUCAACGUGCUCGUCUGGGUCUUGUCCUCGGCGAUUGGCGUGCCCAUCAUGAUCAUGGCUGUGACGGACACGUCAGCAGAAACCGGUGUAACCAGGUGUACGCUGAAGUUCCCUGAGCCCGAAUGGUAUUGGGACACCGUGACCAAGAUCUGCGUCUUCAUCUUUGCUUUCGUGGUCCCUGUGAUGGUCAUCACCAUAUGUUACGGCCUGAUGAUCUUGCGUCUGAGGAGCGUCCGUCUGCUCUCGGGCUCAAAGGAGAAGGACCGCAACAUGCGUCGCAUUACCCGCAUGGUCCUGGUGGUGGUGGCAGCCUUCAUCAUCUGCUGGACCCCAAUUCACAUAUUCAUCAUCGUGAGGACCAUGGUGAAGGUUGACAGCAGGAAUCCCUUCGUCAAUGCCAGCUGGCACCUGUGCAUCGCCUUGGGCUACACCAACAGCAGCCUCAACCCCGUACUCUACGCGUUUUUGGACGAGAACUUCAAGCGAUGCUUCAGGGAUUUCUGCCUUCCUUGUCGGACCCACGUAGAGCAGAACAGCCUGACGAGAGGUCGCAACACUACCAGGGAGCCGGUGUCUGUGUGCGGUCCCACCGAGGCGGGGAAGAAGCCGGCAUGACUAGGCAUGGACUGGGUCCCCCAUAGCUCUCGCUCCAGGAGGAUCCAACAAGAUCUGCAGUCGGAAGUCACACAGAUCUCAACAACAGAGUUUUGAGAGAUCUUUU